Molecule: messenger RNA, 3754 nt
Organism: Galleria mellonella (greater wax moth)
Lineage: Eukaryota; Metazoa; Arthropoda; Insecta; Lepidoptera; Pyralidae
Product: facilitated trehalose transporter Tret1-like
Exons: 6
Coding region: 412-1902 (496 amino acids)
Biological process (GO): transmembrane transport
Cellular component (GO): membrane
Molecular function (GO): transmembrane transporter activity
Source: RefSeq, a predicted model, not a curated record
CGCAGCGUCAGUCAGCCGCUGAUCAGUGUUCUAAACGGCCAUCUAUUGAACGGCACGCGUUUUUAGACUGCAGCGCACGCGUCGAACGAAAUACGAAUAAAAUAAAUGUCGGGAGUUUCACAAGGGUGUUUUUUUAGACCAGUGUUUUUGGAAAGUAAAUAUUUUAACUAAGGGUAACCGGGAUACUUAUAUUGUUUGUAAAAGUGAAUUACUUUAUGGUACAGCACAUGAGAUGCUGAAUUGUGUGGUAUCUACACGUAACAUAACCUGUAGGAGCAAUUAUUUUUCGAUGUCAUCAUGAAAUGAACGUGAAGUGAUGAAACAGUAAUUUAGAUGCAGUGAAGUGAUUAAAACGAAAUAUUAAAGUGAAAUCGUGAUUUUUAACGAAUUUAAUUGUAAAAUAUUGUAUCUAUGUGUGAGAAAACGAGUUUGGGUGUGGGUGGGAAGAUGACGAGUCUGAACCCGGAGACCAGGAUCAUGAUAAUGAGGUCCACCGACGGAAGACACAAUUGCAGGAGACAGAUCCUGGCGGCUCUGGCUGUCUCGCUCGGUCCAUUCGCAGCCGGCCUCAGCAAGGGUUACAUGUCGCCUGCAAUACCAUCAAUGCAAGAGUCGAGAUUGCACGAUGGACUCAUAGUCACUGAUCAGCAGGCCAGCUGGAUUGCCAGUUUAAGUUUGUUGGGUGCCUUAGUGGGCGGUAUUAUUGGCGGGUUGGCGAUGCGCCUCGGCCGGAGAAGAGUGUUACUCGCGGUGGCGUUACCGUACACGGUAGCUUGGCUCGCUACCUCCCUCUCGACGAGCGUGAACAUGCUGGCUGCUACGUCGUUCUGCGCCGGUCUACUGGUUUGCUGCAUCACUAUGAUAACACAGGUGUAUGUGACAGAGAUCGCAGUGCCGGAAAUAAGGGGAUGCCUGAGUUCCCUAUUGAAGAUCUUGAGCCAAAUCGGCAUUCUGAUCUCGUUCUCCCUUGGAGCAUAUUUGAACUGGUCUCAGCUCGCGUUAGUCGUAGCUUCUGCUCCAGUACUUCUCUUUUUAGCUCUUCUCUUCGUUCCUGAAACACCAUCGACUCUACUACUGAGGGGGAAGGAACAAGAAGCCGAAAAGUCCUUGCAGUGGCUUCGAGGACCAGAUGCUGAUAUUCGCCAAGAACUAGCUACGAUACGUACGAAUAUUCUAGCUAGCAAACAAUACAACGAUGGCAAUACUGGUAAAUUUAAAGUAUUGCUAUCUAAAAGGUUAACUAGACCAGUAUUAAUAACUUGUGGUUUGAUGUUCUUCCAAAGAUUCACUGGAGCCCAUUUAUUUAACUUUUAUGCUCUGACCAUGUUUAAGAAGACUUUUCGAAUGAUGAACCCACACGGAGGUGCUAUCGCAACUAGUGUAGUUCAACUUCUAGCAUCCUGCUUAUCAGGUAUGCUAAUAGACAAUGUCGGAAGAUUACCUUUGUUGAUGAUAAGUGGAGUUACAAUGUCAAUAGCGUUAGCUGGCUUUGGCACACAUGCUUACUAUGGAGGCGUGAAUUCGAAUUCAACAAAUUUGACUCAUGACGAUCCUGGGUCUUAUGACUGGAUACCUCUAGUUUGUGUGUUAACGUUUACCAUUGCAUUUUCAUUAGGUAUUAGCCCAAUAUCUGCUCUUUUAAUUGGAGAAUUAUUUCCAUUAGAGUACCGAAGUACUGGCAGUGCCUUAGCUACAAGUUUUAGUCAUCUGUGUGGAUUUGUUAAUGUUAAAACUGCAACUGAUUUCCAAUUACAUAUAGGUCUGCAUGGUUUGUUUUGGAUGUAUGCGGGUAUAUCAGUUUUAUGUUUAUUAUUCGUAGUGUUAUUCGUUCCUGAGACGAAAGGUCGUGAAAUUGACGAAAUGGACCCGAAAUAUGUGGAAUCUUUAUGUAUAAACCGAUAGUAUUAUGUAGGUCCCUUAUAGGUAUUUAGUGCAAUAAAUACGUACAACAGCUAAAAGGCCCAGUAUUAUUUUAGAUAAUAUUCUUGAGGUCUCCUUUUUAGGCAAGAUUAGCGUCCACUUGACUGUGUUCGUUGGAGCAGAAACUCUUUAUUUUCUAGUCUGAGACUUUGUGAGGUGCAUCUGUGUGCAACAUUCUGUUUAGAUUUAGUAUUUCCUCUUCAAAUUGUAUUUGAAACUUUUCACAUAUGUAUAAGAAUUCUAUUUAUACAAAGAAUUCAUACGACAGAAUUUACAUUAGCUGUAAGUUCUUUAUUAGUUCUGCUACUUAUGUUUGAUCUGUUUUGAGCAGAUUGUUAAAAUCUUAAUUAAUUUGAAAUAGAUUUUGAAACUUAAUUUUAAACGUAAAAGUAUUUGGAGUCUAAUAUUGUUAUGUCAGAGUCUAAAACCAGGUAGGUUAGUUAGUAAAUAUAUUUUCACUAAAAUACAGAAAUGUAAAUAUAAUCAUUGUCUUCCUACUAUUGUAAAUAUGGCAAGAAAAGAAUACUUUUCCAUAAUAAUAUACAUUUUACAUCGACGUAUAAAUUGACAAAUGAUAUUUUUUGUAUUUUAAUUGAAAUUCUGUUUUAGUUGGAUUAUUAGAAAUAAUGAGUUCCUUUUAUCAUCACAAUACAUCUAUGUUCCUUUUUUAGUAUUAUAAAGAUUGAUUCAUGAAUAUACAAGAUAUGAUGAAAUGUAUAGAAUCAAUUCUAUUUUCUAUUUAUAUAUUUUUCUAUGUAUUUUGAGUAUACGAACAUGAUUUGUUAAUUUUAAAAAUCAAUUAAACAUUUUUCAAUAUUCAAUAUUUCUGCAUGACUCUUUAAAAAGGCUUCGAUACUAGUGUACUAAAUGCUGAUCACCGAACAUUAUGCAUAUAAGAGAAAAAUACUUUUUCACCAUCAUAAUUCACAUUUCGGUGAGAGAUUUUUUUUAUAACGCAUAUAUUAAGAAUCUUAUUGCAAAAUAAAUGAUUUAGUUCACUUUUAAAAUACUCUUCAAAUAAUUAUUCAAAUAUAUUGAAAAUUAUAUUUAAUUGUUUUGGAAAAUUGACAAAUAAUAAUUGAAACAUACACUUCGGUAUGAAUAUUUCUAAUGUAGAAAUAUACACAUUAUGUAUUUCGAUGUUAUUCUUGAUUAUAUAUUUGAAUUCUAUUUAAGAAUACAAACGAUCAGAAUAGUGUAAUUUUAAUUUUUCUUUACAUUUUAUUGUUUUUCUUUAGUUACAAAUUAGGAAAGUUGUCAGGGAAAUUUUAUUGUUUUGUUUUUUUAAGUUUAAUUUGUAAAAUUGUAAAUAAACGCCACUGUAACGCUGUUAAACGUAUUCUACGAAGAGUUACGGGUAAAUGAUGUAUUCUUAUCAGAAAAUAUGUAAAAAAAAUAUAAAGAAUAAUUUGUUAAAAAUUUAAAAUAAUGAAUUCGAACUAGUGAUGUGCCUAUAGAUAUGCUUUUAUAAAAUUUUUCGUUUCGACGAGAAAAUUUUUAAAAACAUUUUAUUAAAAAGUAAGAAUUUUUUCUCGUAAAAGAAAUUUAUCAAAAAAUUGGUGCUAAUUGGUGCCUUACGUAUAUUCAUGUUAAGAUGGUGCCUUAUUUUGUAACGUUGAGCCAAGUGAUCGUUGUAAAUAGGAACAGUAUUAAUAAGUUUGUAAAAUAUAUAAUUUAUAUAUAUUUUAUACAUAUUUAUGUAGUGAUAAUACGUGUUAUACAAAUUUUAUGUGUUGCCAUAAUCUAGUUGAUCUAAUAACUGAAAUAAUACUUCUUAUUUGUACUUAAAAUGAGUCGAAUUUAAGUGUUUAAGUAAAAAAAAAUUAUUAAUUUA